UCCGCCUCCGCCUCCGCCGCCGCCGCCGCCGCCUCCGCCGCCGCCUCCGCCUGGCUCAUUCAGCUUUGCUGGGAGCGGUGUGUUCCCGACUAAGAUGGCGGGUGUGGGGCGACUCGGCUCUUUCGGUUCCUCUCCGGCGGGAUUAACCUCGACUUACACGGGCGGUCCCUUGGCCAACGAGCUAACCUCGGGCAACGGCGGCGCCGCGGCAGGGGACGACGAGGACGGGCAGAAUCUUUGGUCCUGCAUCCUUAGCGAGGUCUCCACCCGCUCGCGCUCCAAGCUCCCCGCGGGGAAGAACGUGCUGCUGCUGGGUGAAGAUGGAGCUGGAAAAACAAGCUUAAUAAGAAAAAUUCAGGGAAUAGAGGAGUAUAAGAAAGGAAGAGGAUUGGAAUAUUUGUACUUAAAUGUUCAUGAUGAAGACAGGGAUGAUCAAACAAGAUGUAAUGUAUGGAUCUUGGAUGGAGACCCGUAUCACAAAGGCCUCCUUAAAUUUUCACUGGAUGCCAUUUCUCUGAAGGACACUCUAGUUACGUUGGUUGUUGAUAUGUCAAAGCCUUGGACUGCUUUGGAUUCUUUACAGAAAUGGGCAAGUGUUGUUAGAGAACAUAUUGACAAAUUGAAAAUUCCUCCUGAAGAAAUGAAAGAAAUGGAACAAAAGUUGAUUAGAGACUUUCAAGAAUAUGUAGAGCCAGGAGAAGAUUUCCCAGCUUCUCCUCAGAGAAGAACUACCGCAUCACAGGAAGACAAAGACGACAGUGUGGUUUUACCUCUGGGUGCAGAUACACUUACACAGAACUUGGGCAUUCCAGUACUAGUAGUUUGCACAAAGUGUGAUGCCAUUAGUGUGUUGGAGAAAGAACAUGACUACAGAGAUGAGCAUUUCGAUUUUAUUCAGUCUCAUAUCCGGAAGUUUUGUUUACAGUAUGGUGCAGCACUUAUUUACACUUCAGUAAAAGAAAACAAAAAUAUAGAUUUAGUAUAUAAAUACAUUGUUCAGAAACUCUAUGGAUUUCCCUAUAAGAUUCCUGCUAUUGUUGUGGAAAAAGAUGCAGUAUUUAUUCCAGCAGGGUGGGAUAAUGAUAAGAAGAUAGGAAUAUUACAUGAAAAUUUUCAAAUGUUAAAAGCAGAAGAUAAUUUUGAAGACAUCAUAACUAAACCACCUGUCCGAAAGUUUGUGCAUGAGAAGGAAAUUGUGGCAGAAGAUGACCAAGUGUUUCUUAUGAAGCUACAGUCCCUUUUAGCAAAGCAACCACCAACUGCAGCUGGAAGGCCUGUGGAUGCCUCGCCAAGAGUCCCAGGAGGCUCCCCUCGAACACCAAACAGAUCUGUGUCGUCCAAUGUUGCCAGUGUGUCACCCAUCCCUGCUGGGUCAAAAAAAAUUGAUCCAAACAUGAAAGCUGGAGCUACAAGUGAAGGUGUCCUGGCAAAUUUCUUCAAUAGUUUGCUGAGUAAAAAGACUGGUUCCCCAGGAGGCCCUGGUGUUGGUGGUGGUAGCCCUGGAGGUGGGGCUGGAGGUGGAAGCAGUGGUUUACCACCAUCUGCCAAAAAGUCAGGCCAGAAACCUGUCCUAUCAGAUGUUCACGCGGAACUAGACAGAAUUGCACGAAAACCAGUUACAGCUUCUCCUGCAACACCCACAUCUCCUACGGAAGGAGAAGCUUCUUGAAGAUACCAAAUAAAGCCAUUUAUUCAGUUUUCUGGGAUAAUGUAAACUUGCCUCUGCCUUCUCCUUCAAAAGUGGAAUUAGGGAGCUGGAGUGCUUUUUCAGAUGGACUAAUAAAUUCAUGUCUUUUUUGUGUA
This is a messenger RNA of Delphinapterus leucas (beluga whale), 1803 nucleotides long. RefSeq names its product dynein cytoplasmic 1 light intermediate chain 1 (gene DYNC1LI1). Gene Ontology annotation, molecular function: dynein heavy chain binding. NCBI's taxonomy places the organism in Eukaryota, Metazoa, Chordata, Mammalia, Artiodactyla, Monodontidae. Gene Ontology annotation, biological process: microtubule-based movement; microtubule cytoskeleton organization. Gene Ontology annotation, cellular component: centrosome; cytoplasmic dynein complex. The record is from RefSeq and is a predicted model, not a curated record.